CGGCUGUAGAGGAGGUGAGCCAGUCGUUGUUUAUAGACUCAACCUGCAGUUCAACCUCUGUUAUUGAUAUCUCUAUAAUAUAUUUAUUAUAUUUAUUGAUUGAUUAUCUCCGCUGAUCGAUCCGGUAACCGGUUCAAACUGUUUGUGACACCGCUGCUAACAAGCUAGUUAGCGUUAGCAUUAGUUAGCAGCCAGUGUAGGCUAACGUUAGCUCUCGUUAGCUCUCAGCAGCUAAAGUGAAUCAUUGAUCUCUUGUUUCAUUGAUCUCUAAAGACUGCGGACUCUGACUGAAGGAGGAGAUGUUGUCAGUUAUUACCAGGUCGGCUCUCUCGAAAUACAGCGGGUUGUGGCUGCCCAGUCAGGCUGCGGUCAGGGCCAUGUCGUCUCCAGCCGGUCCCAGUCCUCCCUACACCACCCUGGCCAUCAGUCACCCAGCGGAGUUCGUCACACACGUGGAGCUUCACCGUCCUAAGAAACUCAACGCCAUGAACAAAGCUUUCUGGAGGCAGAUGGUGGAUUGCUUUAAUGAGAUCGCUGGGAACCCAGAAUGCAGAGUGGUGGUGGUUUCUGGAGCGGGGAAGAUCUUCACAGCCGGUAUCGACCUGAUGGACAUGGCCAGCGACAUACUCCAACCAGAGGGCGACGACACGGCUCGAGUUUCCUGGAACCUCCGGAAAAUAAUCACCAAGUAUCAGGAGACGUUCUCCGUUAUAGAGAAGUGUCCAAAGCCUGUUGUAGUGGCCGUCCAUGGAUCCUGUAUUGGUGGAGGUGUUGACCUGAUCACAGCCUGUGACAUUCGCCUGUGUACCCAGGACACCUGGUUCCAGGUAAAGGAAGUUGAUAUUGGACUUGCAGCAGACGUUGGGACUCUCCAGAGACUUCCUAAAGUCAUCGGCAGCUCCAGUCUAGUGAACGAGUUGGCUCUGACCGCCAGGAAGUUGUACGCCGACGAAGCCAAAAGCAGCGGACUCGUCAGCCGAGUGUUUACAGAUAAGGAGGCCAUGAUGGCAGGAGCCCUGGAGAUUGCUGGGGAGAUUGCUGCCCGGAGCCCUGUCGCUGUGCAGGGCACCAAAAUCAACCUCAUCUAUGCCAGAGACCACAGCGUAGCAGAAGGACUCGACUACAUGGCGAACUGGAACAUGAGCAUGCUUCAGACUCAAGAUGUGAUGAAAUCAGCGCAGGCCGCGAUGGAGAAGAAGAGCCCCAAGACGAUCGUUUUCUCCAAACUCUGAAACGUCACUGAGCCAAAGUUCACACACACAAACACAAAAGCUGCCAUGUUAUUUCUCCAUUGUGGCCUUUCUGUGGGAACGGGAACUACAUCGUAACACGAUCUCUAUUAUUAUUGUUGUUUGGCCUCUGAAACAGCAUUUUGAUAACUUUGGAACAAUAAAUCAACCAUGUGUGGAGCCAGAAUCAUAACGUAGUUCAGGUUGACCUCUUAAACUGUGAUAUAUAAUAAUGGAUGAGUUAAUUCUGAACUGACCUCACUUUCACAGCUCAUUUCUGUAAACAAAAAAAAAAGGUUAUGUAUAUCUUUAAAUGACUUAAUGAAUGUUUUCUUAUUAAAUAAACUUAUCUGAAAGUC
Dicentrarchus labrax (European seabass) is the source of this 1588-nucleotide messenger RNA. RefSeq names its product enoyl CoA hydratase 1, peroxisomal (gene ech1). The coding region runs from base 300 to 1232 and encodes 310 amino acids. The record is from RefSeq and is a predicted model, not a curated record. Gene Ontology annotation, molecular function: delta(3,5)-delta(2,4)-dienoyl-CoA isomerase activity. Lineage: Eukaryota; Metazoa; Chordata; Actinopteri; Moronidae. Gene Ontology annotation, cellular component: mitochondrion. The transcript is spliced from 10 exons.